This is a messenger RNA of Diabrotica virgifera virgifera (western corn rootworm), 494 nucleotides long. RefSeq lists its product as uncharacterized. The transcript has a single exon. Lineage: Eukaryota; Metazoa; Arthropoda; Insecta; Coleoptera; Chrysomelidae. The record is from RefSeq and is a predicted model, not a curated record. Bases 67 to 339 code for a protein of 90 amino acids.
AUGGGUUGCGGUGCUGUUGUAGACCAGUUCCUGUAAUUAAACAAUUUGCAUAUAAUAUCCAACACCAUGCUAAGAAUUCAUCUAAAACUAGCGAUUUUUUGCUCGUUCCUUCUGGUUUCACUGAGUUACGAUCCAUCGGACGACAACUUGAAGAAUGUACUUCUGCCGAAAGGCACCUUCGAGGCGUUUUACUUGAAAGACGAAGAAACUGGGUCAUCUCGAGCUGCCCAUUCACACGGAUCUUUCUACAAGCAUCGCAAUCCAGCACUGGUGGACGCUAAGAACGCUGCAGCAUAUGGGUUCCGGUUUGAUGGCAAAAGAAGAUUUAACUACGAGUAAUAAUGUAUUUUACAUAAUUAUAUAAAAUGUUCUUUUGUAGGAUUAAAUAAAAAAUACGUAGAAUUGUAAAAAUCUAUUGAGAAUAAUUUAAAUGUUUUUUUUUUCACAAAUAUUUGUCAAUCACAUAAUUUUAAAUAAAGUCAGUGAAGUUAUAA